UUUUUGUUCGUGUUCGUCGAUUUACAUUGUUUUCUUUCGUCGUGAAACUGAAUUGCAUCGCGUAAAGAGCCAUCCCGCGUCGCGUUAAAGAAUACACGAGGUGCUUCCUUCUUCUAUAUUAUGUGUUGAACCUGUGAACCAUUUGUAUCUUUGUGUUUUACUCUGUCGACUGUUUAACUGAAAAAAGUGUGCUCGUCUUUGUGCAGUUAUCCUGUUUCGUUAAGGGACAGGAAUUCGAACGGACGAACUGGACAACGUCGAAAACAAUUGCAGCGGCAUUUCCAGUCUCGCUUUCAAGAUAUUCGGGGCACGGCAACACGAACCACAUCUAUCAUGUCGGUUCCUAUUUAAGACCAGCAGGAUGUCGACGAGCACCGCCACCAGCGGCGGGGGCGGCGGCGGGGGAGGUGGAGGGGGAGUCGGAGGUGCCUUGACACUGAUGAGCUGCGUCAGAGAGGCAUCGCCUCCUCCACAGAUCCAUUAUCAUCAUCAGCACCAACAGCACCACCAGCUCCAUCGAAGCCUCGGCCUCGGAGAGUUCUCCGCGCAGAACAGCGUCGAUCCGCUUCCAAAAGAGCCGAAGAAGCGGCGCUUUCAUCCACUUCGCGGCCUACGGAAGAUCUUUCGACGAAAGAGUCGAGGCGCUGCGGAUGUCAGACAGGUCUCCAGCCACGUGGACAAGGAUGCAGACAUCGUACGAUUGCCGCGGGAGGACAUCACCGAUCGACAUCCCGCAGGACGUCCCGAGGAAGCUCGCAGUCGAAGCGCCAGCGAGCUCCUCACCGACUCCUGCGAUCGGGAAAGCGUGUUCCUUAGGAGGACUGGCAUGGAAGAGUCGUUCGUGAAGCUGCGAGGAGGAGCCGGGAAAUUGUCCGUGUCGCACGACAGCGUUUUCCCCGGGGAGGUUCCUCACACUCGGCCUCUCUCGUCGUUGGCAAGCCUGGCAACCCUCGAGCGGAGACAGACGAGAAAAAGCAACGAGAUCGAGUACAAGGAGUACAAUCAACACGUUGUUCAGAGGCGCAGGAUAUCGCUUCGGGUGCUCGAGCAAAUAAAGACGGUCAUAGAGAACCGGAACCAACUGGCCGCUGCGACCUCGUCGGAUACCACGAACACCGUGCACAACCGUUUCUUCGGCUUUGAGAAGCAGGAGAGGGGCGGGGAGGAGAACCAAGCGAAGGAUAAGGCGGUGGAUCGGUCGAUGGGGUCCGUUAGGCCUCCGUGCAGGAUCGAGGAUCGACCACGCUUCAAGCCGGAAGCGAGACAGAGGAUCCCGCCGGUCAUCAAAGAGGCUGCUCCACGGAUCGAGGAGACCGAGAAGAUCGAGAACUCAACGUCGUCGAAGGACGCGAUCGAUCGAGUUAUACCUGUGGCCAAAGAAGACUUACCGGAAUUAGAGAGCGCUAGCUUGAACCAUACAGCGGCCCAUCACCGAAUCUCGGUGAGGCCAAAGAACCGGAGGCCACCGAGACGCACAACUUCGCAGACGGCGAACACGUCCGUGUCGACGAUUACGACCAUCGCGGAGGACUCGUUGGAUAGUUUGGAACCACAUCCGGUCACCGUGAGCAGCGCCGCGUCGUCGCCUACAGAGCCUAAGAAUAUAACAGUCGCGAGGAAAUCGUCGAGUCGGUUAUCGCGCACGUCGGACAUCUUCGAGGAGCUGGAGUCGAAACUGCCGAGGAAACCGUCGAGCAGCGUGGCCUCCUUAUCUCCGGACAGCCUGGACGCCAUGAACGCGUCGAGGACGAGCGUGGAGACGAACGAGGAUCAGGAGGCUAGGCCAAUCGUCAGGAAAUCCUCGAAUCGGACGACCAAGAGUUCGGAAAUGUUCGAGGAGCUGGAGUCGAAGUUACCUCGCAGGAGAUCCUCCAACCGAUUGUCGAAAUCUCCGGACAGCCUCGAGGUGACGUCCUGCUGGUUCUCCAAGUCCACCGAGGGCUUCGACAAGCUGAUGGAGUACGAGGAAUCGAAGCCAGUCGUACGAAGGUUGCUCAACCCGAUCUCGAAGUCGUCGGAUCGCGUAUCGAAAUCCUCCGACAGCCUGGAGGCCAUCGAGGCGUUGACCAGCGACGAGUCCAUCGAGCGUAGAAGAAGCAGCUUCGAGUUCCGCGGGCGCAGAACGUCCAAAAAUAUCUCCAAGUCCUCGGAGAACUUCGAGGCCCUGGAGCAAGCUCAGGCCAACACGGACACCAUCGUGCAAGAGCUGCAGAAACGUAGCAGCAUCUCGGACAUCAACCUGUCCAGGGGGAGGCGAUUGUCGAAGAGCAUCUCGAAAUCGUCGGAGAGCUUCGAGAGGAUCGAGAUCGGCGAAACGAAGGACACGGAGGAGGACAGAGACAGCUUGGGUAAAUGCUGCAGGAGAUCGUCCAAGAGGAUGUCCUUCGAGAGCUCGGACAAUUUGGAGCUGGACGACCGAUUGGAGAACAGAAGGAUCAGGAGGACACCCAAGAGAAUACCGAGCACCAGUUUCGUGGACAUCGUGCCCGCGGACGAUCAAGAGGAGGAGAAGAGACCGAUGCCGGUCAGGAAGUCGUCCAGGCUGCAAAAAUCCUCCGAGAGCUCGGAACUUGGCAGCACGGACACCCUGGACUCUGAGAGAAGGAACAAAUCCUCCGAGAGUACGGAGACCCUUGACAGUUUGGAGAGAGACUUGGACCAGGACAGGAAGCAAGAGGAACUCGCGGACGGUGUUAUGGACAAACGCGAAAAGAACGACUCUUGGACCAACAAGAAUAUACUGUCGACCGACUCGGAAGAAAUCUCUGUUGCCGACGGAUCCGAGGACUCGAAGUCGCUGAUCUCGCCGGACAAGUUCUAUUGGCGACAGUCGUCCGAGUCGAAGGAGAACAUCGACAUCCACCAGCUUCUAGCCAUCACGAUAGUUACCAGAAUGACCGACAAUGGGAACAACCAACGAAGCUCUGUGAUUUAUCCGAAAAAGAAGCAGCAGAUGACCGGCUCGCAGCCCACUUCGCCGGUCGCCAAGCAGGAAGAUAACAAGAUGAUCUUCGACAAUCUCCUCGUCAGCAAAAACGACGAAGACCUGCAGAAUAUGCUUAACGGGAAUAUAUCGGAGGUGUCCACCGACACUAAGAGCUUCAAGGAGAAGCUGAUCAUGUUCGAGAAACUUGGGAAGUGAGCUGUACGUUGAGCGAGGUACGCGCUCGCGCAUGCGCGUCAAUUAUACGCAAAACAAACCGCCACACACGCUCGUUUUAACCGAUCCUUUCGGUUAUCGAGACACGCUUAUGAACGAUCGAAUUUGAGAGGAAGAAACCGAAAGAAAACGGGACGAAAUUGUACGAAAAUAUCGAUCUUCUGUUUAAACACCGAAACGACACAACGCCUUUAUUCAGCGAACUAUUUUAUAUACAUUUUAUUUAUAGAUGAGAACAAGCUGGGGGUGAUGAAGACACAAAGAUCGAAACUGUUCGUCUGGUCAAGAGGAGACAAUAACGUAAUUUUCUGAAACUUUUUUAUAAUAUUUUUUUCACGCGAAAUUUGUUCGUUUCAUCGUCGUAAGAUAAAAAGCGUGAGAAGGAUAUCGAUAUUGCGAGAAGGUUUUUGAGUUCGUAACCGGUUAUAAACCGUUACGUUGUAAUUAGUUAUCGAGAAUCGUAAUUUUAUUUAAUUUCUUCCAUUGCCGUAUUUGUUUCUUUUUGUUUGUAACAAAAGUCGCGUAGAACGAGAGAUCACCGGAUCUUAUCCGGAUCCAGUAUUAGAUAAAAACAGUUUGCGAGCGUUGUCGUCGCGCUUACAUGAAUUCUUCUAGCGUAGGAGCGUAGGCGUUUCGUGAAACUUGUUGUACAGUAGUUUAGGGGCGCGUGUAAAUGUGUUUCAUUCCAUUGUGUAAAUAUACAAAGUGGACCCCCGUUUGCAGAGUUAAACACGACCGUGGACGAGAGAAAUUAUCAAAGAAAGAGGCACGAAUUAUAUCGUUCGAUGUCCAUGAAACGAACACAGGGUACGUUACAAAUUAAAAAAAACGUUGUUCGAAAUCGAUCAUAUCUAGAGACCUUUGAGGUUAUCUUUGGAAAGCGUCGACUUUCCGUUGCCGAUUCGCUACUUCCUGUUCAUCGACGUUCGCGACACGCGAAAUCGACAGAGAAACUCCACUAUCCAUUGUUCGAAAACUACGUAAAACGUUUCUUGUUUAUUUUCACGAAUAUACACGAUACGUACGAGUCGGUUACGCUCGAAAACGUCGGAGGCAGCCUAAUCUAAGCCGGGUGCCCUUUUGUAACAUUAUCAUCGAACCUUUGAUACAAAGCGAACGCGUAAAUAACGAACACAAAGGGAUACUCGCUUACGUCCGUGAAGCAUCCGACAUUUUCAACCACGAAAAAGCCGAGCUCUUUUGAUUUUUCAACACGAAUGUUCGAGGCGAUACAUUCCAUGUUGAGAUCGAACGAAUUGUGGAGCUCUUCGUUGUUGUUAGUUGAAGGGAGAAAGCAGGAUCAUCAUAGGGUGGAAAAAGACUAUAGAGCGUGUCGUCUCUGUCACGCGUUAACCUCGUGGCAGACGAGAUACUUCUUUUCAGUCUUUUAAGUGCCUUAACGAAGUAAUGAGAAUGUAAUCGACUGGAUGUAAUGCUGAAUAAGCAGCUCAGAAACGUAAUAUCACCUCUAUCCCUCCCCCACCUUUACUUUUUUUUUUAGUUCUCUAGUUGAUUGUAAACGUCUCAGAACUCCAAAAGAUACCGUGUAGAUCGUUAGAUUAAAAGAGAUAAAUAGAGAACCGAGUUAACCGUCGCUAUAACGUUGUAAGAACUCGCAUAAUUGAGAAGAUAUAUAUAUAUAUACAAAUAUAUAUAUAUAUAUAUAUAUACAUAUGUAUGUAUGUCCUGUAUCACACGUAAUACAGGAAGAGCAAAUCGCCCGUUAUUAAUGUAAAUAAAGCUGCCAUCGUGAAUUACAGUUCGACAACAGAUUUUUCUUUCUCUUUAUUGAACCCGCAUACCAACACACCAGUACACCCGGCGCAUCUUUAAACAGUUACAAAAUAACCUUCGCUGAUUGAUGAUCGACAGUAUUAAUACAAACGUCUUCUACGUUACACACACAUACACAUAUGUGCGCGCACGCAGACGGUAUUUAAAUAUUCGAAAAAAAGAAAUGCUUCCUUCAACAGGAUUUCUAUCAACACGCGUAGGAUCACGUAGAUCGAUCGUGUCGUUCGAGAUUGCUUCAUAAAAAUUUGCUUGGUACAAAAAGAUCAGGAAUGUAUAUAACGGUGACACCAAUAUCGGCAAUGACGGCGUAACAACGAUUUUUAAUGCACGUAUCACGGAUAUUAAAUUGUCUUUCAACGAUCUUCCCUACUGUUUCGAAGCAAACGACGAGUUCGUCGCUAACUGUUGCCAACGUGUUAUCAGCGGCGAAUUCCAUUUGCUUGUUUACUCCAAGGACGAAUAACCGAUCGCAGUACGUCGUCCGAUGGAAACUCUGUCUUUAUGUAACGCGCAAGGUAUGGGCCAGGCUCUCGCCGAGGCUUUAUCGGUUGUGCUUAUCGUCGACGGUAAAACAAACAUGACGUUAAUCUCGACCAUACAACUCCUUAAAUUAACCGUAACGUGUGUUAAGCGCUCGCGAAAUCUUACAAUUUUAUCUUAAGAAUUAAAUGUCUACCGUGUGAAAUUUCUUUGUCGUGCAUUGCGUUACGAUCGAACGAGGUGCAGCAGUGGCACGCGGAAAGUAUUAGAAAGCUUGAAAUGAA
This is a messenger RNA of Colletes gigas, 5718 nucleotides long. RefSeq lists its product as uncharacterized. The transcript is spliced from 12 exons. The coding region runs from base 362 to 3142 and encodes 926 amino acids. Lineage: Eukaryota; Metazoa; Arthropoda; Insecta; Hymenoptera; Colletidae. The record is from RefSeq and is a predicted model, not a curated record.